Molecule: messenger RNA, 1359 nt
Organism: Symbiodinium necroappetens
Lineage: Eukaryota; Dinophyceae; Suessiales; Symbiodiniaceae
Source: the annotation of a GenBank genome assembly
AUGGCGAGGCAAGCAUCGCUCUCGCCGGCGAGAGCGAGAGCGCACAAGUUCAUGGUCAUCAUGAGCCUGACCACGGUCUUCCUGUUCUCCGGGACAGUCUUCGGAUGGGGUGCCUUCUCCGAGAUGAUUCAAGCUGAAGGCUACUACGACUAUCUUUGCACACAUCCGGAUCCGGCGAAACCAUGCACUAAGCAGCUGCAGGCGCUCAACAAUGCCUUCACCCUCGCAACGACGGCAGUGUCCCUUGUGGCCUACUUGAACGGUUGGCUUGUGGAUUCCCUUGGCCCGACAAAGGUCACCAUCAUUGCAGGAAUCCUGGCCUCCGUGGGACUCAUGGGCAUCGCCCUAACGAAGACAGGCAGCUGGUCGAAACAGGAGGCAGAGGGUGGUUUCGACAUCUUCCUUUGGUCAACGGUGCUUACAGCCGUCGGCGGGUCCAUGACAAUGUUUAUCGGCUAUCAAGCGCCAUUCAUCGUUCCUUCAAGCUUCACGCUCUUGAUUGAAGUGAACAGCUGCCUCUUCGAUGCCGGCACCAUCAUCUUCCCACUGCUCAAAGUGUUGUACGACUUGGGUGUACCUUUCAGCGCAUUCUUUUGGGCAUACACGGUGCUGGGAUUCAUCUGCUAUUCGCUCUUCUCAAUCUCCUGGGGCAUGAACCAGAAGGAGCUUGACGAAAUCCGCGCUGCUGCAGGUGGCGACGAACAUGAAGGGCCCGAGCACAAUCGCCCUCUGGAACAGCGAAGCUUUAUGUCCCAGCUGAGGAGCUUCGAGUUCGUCUCGAUUUUCAUCUACAGCAUCAUCAUGGUCCCCCGGGCCAACAUGUACAUGGGCACUUUCUCCAUGAUCAAUCGAAAAAUCGCGGAGGGCGAAGGCACAAUGUCCAGCCUCAACCUUGUGAACACCAUUACAGGCUUCGUGAUUCCAUUCGGUUUCGUUGCUGUGCCGCUGAUCGAGCUGUGCAUGCACAGGCUCGGCACGUUGUGGACAGUGCAGCUGACAACUCUGAUUGGUGUCGUCUACAAUCUUCUGCAGCUGGUGCCCAGCCUUCACCUACAGCUGGUGUCGGUGGUGAUCUUCGCGGCUUGGAGAGCCUUCCUCUACAGCACCAUCAGUGCUUUCAACGGAGAGAUCUUCGGGGUGAAGACCAUGGGCCGAAUCAUGGGACUCUGCUUUGUCUUCUCCGGGCUCACGAACAUGGCCACCGGGCCGCUGGUAAAUGCGGCAGUGGACUCUGGGGACUUCACACGCCUGCUGAUCGAGGACCUGGUAAUUACCAUCCCCUUGCCCAUCCUCUUCUACGUCCUCCAGAGGCGCCGCCAGGGAGGCGGGGCACGAGAGCCUCUUGCACCAGAGACACCA